ACAGCAACAAUCUACAACGUCUGCGUCACAACCUACAACUGAUAUCUAUCCACUCGACUCUGUAGUAUACCUACAGCAUACCUACUGCAGCAGAGCCAGACUCUAACUGUCUAUAGUCUACAUCAUGUCCGCUCGAAUUGUCACCGUGUUUGGAGCUACAGGCGCCCAGGGUGGUGGAGUAGCUCGUGCAUUACUCGAACGUGGCGGCUCCUGGAAAGUGCGCGGUGUCACCCGCAACCCUGAGUCCGAAAAAGCCAAAGCUCUCACUGCCCUCGGAGCAGAAAUGGUCAAGGCAUCUCUAGAUGACAAAGAGAGCAUAAAGCGAGCAGUAGCCGGCUCGUAUGCUGCCUUUGUUGUGACCAACUACUGGGAGAUAAUGGACGCAGCACGGGAGACUAAGCAGGGAAAAGAUGCAGCAGACGCAUGCAAAGAGGUAGGAGUCAAGCACUACAUCUACAGCGGGCUGGAAAAUGUGAAGAGGAUUGCGGGUAUCGACGUGCCUCAUUUCGAUGCCAAAGGAGAAGUAGAAGACUACCUGCCUUCUGUUGGUCUUCCCUAUACAAUCAUCAGAUUUCCUGCUUAUUAUGAUUUCUGGCCGAAGUCUGGGCAGAAGCAAGACGAUGGGACAUAUGCUCUCACCAUGUGUAUGGGGAAGGAUCCACUUCAUGGGUUGGCAGUGAGCGAUGCUGGUCCUGCUGUUGCAUCGAUCCUGGAAAAUCGUGAAGAAUACAUCGGGAAGACGAUCGGCUUGUCAGGCGAUUGUCGACCUGUUUCGGAGUACACCGACGUCUUGACGAAAAACACAAACAAAACAUACAAAUACGUUGAAGUUGACUACGAGACGUUUGCUAAGUUUGGAUUUCCGGGGGCCGACGAUAUGGCUAUGAUGUUCAAGUUCUAUCGAACCGACAAGUUUCAUCGUGAUAUCGAAUUGACGAGGAAGCUGAAUCCCAAAGUUCAGACAUUCGAGGACUACGUGAAAGCCAAUCGUGCCACCAUUGACGCCAUCUAAGAAACAACUCUAUCAUCAUACGCAUGCUGUCAAAGAUAGACAAAGCACAGUGACAAUUUUGCUGUUGCACAAUAGUUAUUAGGAUUGGCUUCAUAGCGAUUCAUACUUUGAUGGUGAUAGAUUGUGGUUUACUGCA
Molecule: messenger RNA, 1148 nt
Organism: Corticium candelabrum
Lineage: Eukaryota; Metazoa; Porifera; Homoscleromorpha; Homosclerophorida; Plakinidae
Product: nmrA-like family domain-containing protein 1
Exons: 2
Coding region: 125-1012 (295 amino acids)
Cellular component (GO): nucleus
Source: RefSeq, a predicted model, not a curated record